Heterocephalus glaber (naked mole-rat) is the source of this 4433-nucleotide messenger RNA. RefSeq names its product Rho GTPase activating protein 30 (gene Arhgap30). The record is from RefSeq and is a predicted model, not a curated record. Gene Ontology annotation, biological process: small GTPase-mediated signal transduction. NCBI's taxonomy places the organism in Eukaryota, Metazoa, Chordata, Mammalia, Rodentia, Bathyergidae. Gene Ontology annotation, molecular function: GTPase activator activity.
AAGAUGCUCUAACAGGAAGCGGGUUUGAGGAGCUGCACAGCUUCCUGCUCCCCUAGAGCUGUGCAGGGCCAGAAGGCCAGUGCCUGGCUGGGCCACGAGACACGGUUUUGCUCUAGGGUCCCGGCAGCUUCCUCUUCCACAGCCACUUCCGUGUGGCUGGGGCCCCAGAGGCAGGAGCUGCUGUUUGUUGCCCAGGCCACCCUCCACCCCCAGUUUGGAGCCCUCCCCCUGGGCCCAGGCCAAACCCAGUGGCUGGUGGGGAUCCCAUGGGGGACUGGUAGGGCAAAGGUCUUGGGGAACAGAGGUGGUUGGAACAGGGCUCUGGGGCUCCGGCCAUGAAGUCUCGGCAAAAAGGAAAGAAGAAGGGCAACUCGAAGGAGCGGGUGUUUGGGUGUGACCUGCAGGAGCACCUGCAGCAGUCAGGCCAGGAGGUGCCCCAAGUGCUAAGGAGCUGUGCAGAGUUUGUGGAGGAGUAUGGUGUGGUGGAUGGGAUUUACCGCCUCUCAGGGGUCUCCUCCAACAUCCAGAAGCUCCGGCAGGAGUUUGAGACAGAGCGGAAGCCAGACCUGCGGCGGGAUGUUUACCUGCAGGACAUUCACUGCGUCUCCUCCCUGUGCAAGGCCUAUUUCAGAGAACUGCCGGAUCCCCUGCUCACUUACCGGCUGUAUGACAAGUUUGCUGAGGCUGUUGCUGUGCAAUUAGAGCCUGAGCGCUUGGUCAAGAUUCUAGAGGUGCUUCGAGAACUGCCUGCCCCCAACUACAGGACUCUGGAGUUUCUCAUGAGACACUUAGUGCACAUGGCCUCAUUCAGCGCCCAGACCAACAUGCAUGCACGCAACCUGGCCAUUGUGUGGGCCCCCAACCUGCUGAGGUCUAAGGACAUAGAGGCCUCAGGCUUCAAUGGGACAGCGGCCUUCAUGGAGGUGCGAGUGCAGUCCAUCGUCGUGGAGUUCAUCCUCACGCACGUGGAUCAGCUCUUUGGGGGCGCAGCCCUCCUCUCUGGUGGUGAGAUGGAGAGUGGAUGGCGAUCAACUCCAGGGGCCCGGGCAUUAGGCAACCCUGAUGACCUCAUGCCCAGGUCUCUACCUUGCCACGUGCCUAGCGUCCUGCAAGCUGGUGAUGGACCCCCUCAGAUACGGCCCUACCACACUAUCAUUGAGAUUGCAGAGCACAAGAGGAAGGGAUCUUUGAAAGUCAGGAAGUGGAGAUCUAUCUUCAAUCUGGGUCGCUCUGGUCAUGAGACAAAGAGAAAACUUCCACGGGGGGCUGAGGACAGGGAGGACAAACCCAAUAAAGGGACACUGCGGCCAGCCAAGAGCAUGGACUCACUGAGUGCUGCAGUUGGGGCCAGUGAUGAGCCAGAGGGUUUGGCAGGGCCCAGCAGUCUCGGUCCAGGCCCACUGCUUUCUGAGAGUUUGGAGAACAAUUCUAUGGAGACAGUAGAGGGUGAACAGGAGCCUGAAGCAGAGGCACCAGGUGGCACGAACUCGGAGCCAGGCACACCGAGAGCUGGGCGGUCAGCCAUCCGGGUUGGAGGCAGCAGCCGUGCAGAACGCUGUGCUGGUGUCCACAUCUCAGACCCCUACAACGUCAAUCUCCCGCUGCACAUCACCUCGAUCCUCAGUGUGCCUCCCAAUAUCAUCUCCAACGUCUCCUUGGCCAGGCUCACCCGUGGCCUUGAGUGCCCUGCCCUACAGCCCCGGCCAAGCCCUGCCUCUGGCCCUGGUCCUGGCCCUGGCCUUGGCCCUGGACCCCCAGAUGAGAAGUCGGAGGCAAGGCCAGCCCCAGGUCCUGUGGCUGAUUCAGGCCCAGUGGACAUGAUUCCUGCUCUGGAGGACUGCCUGUCCCAGGAGGUGCAGGAUUCCUUCUCCUUCCUAGAGGACUCAAGCAGCUCAGAGCCUGAGUGGGUGGGGGUGGAGGAUGGGGAGGUGGCCAAGGCAGGAGCAACAGGAACAGCGUUCUCCCCUGGGGAGGACGACCCUGGGAUGGGCUACCUGGAGGAGCUCCUGGGAGUUGGGCCUCAGGUGGAAGAAUUCUCGGUAGAGCCACCCCUGGAUGACCUGUCUCUGGAUGAGGCGCAGUACGUUCUGGCUCCCAGCUGCUGUUCCCUAGACUCUGCUGGCCCCAAGCCUGAAGUGGAGGAGGAAAAUGGGGAAGAAGUCUUCCUGAGUGCUUAUGAUGACCUAAGUCCUCUUCUGGGUCCUCAAUCCCUGACGUGGGAGAGUGUAGGGAGUAUGGAGGAAGAGGCAGUAGGGUUUGAAAGACAAGCUCCAAGGCGGGCUGAAGAAGAGCAAGAAUGCUGGGGAGUUGGGGAGGACAAGGAGCCGGAGCCUGGAAAGACACUGAACAUCAGAGAAGAGGCCAAGGGGGGUCCAGAGAUGGAGGUGGUGGAUGGAAAGGGUGGCGAGGAAGGGGAGGGGGCUGAAGGAAGCCAAGAGGGGAUAAUUAGCUUGGAAGAAGCCAACGGGGAAGAGAAGGAGGCCAAGGGAGAGAAGUCCCAAGGACAGGAGGCAGUUGAAGAUAUAGAGGAAGCUAAGAAUGUGCAGGAACCAAGAGGAGAACAGGAUAAAGACAGGGAGAAGGAAAAACAAAUCAAAAGAGAAGAGGCUCAGCAAGGAGGAGAGGAAGCCCCCCUAGAAGUUGGAAGGGACCCAGAGCACGGGACCCAGGAACACCCUGUUGCUAAGGAGAAGUGGGAUGUACACAAACAAGAGGCCGAGGGAGGCCGACAGCGUGAGGUCAAAGAGCAGAAGGGGGAUGAAGAUCAUAAGGCAAGAGAAGACCAAGGACAUGGUGAAGACGGCAGAAGCCCAGAAGCCGCAGCUGAAUCAGGCGUGGUCAUCAAGGAACCGGAGUGUGGGGCUGAACAGGCAGAGAGAGACCAGAGGGCUGGAGAUGGCCAUUUGGAAGAAGGGACCCUCUUUGAAGGGCCAGGUGUAGAGUUCCUAGAAGUUGACAGUACCAACGAGGGCAACAUCCAGUUUUCUGAGAUGGAACAGGCAACCCCACAGCCACCCCAGGCAGAGGAGACAGAAACUGAGGGACGGCUGAGCUCCGUGGGCUGUGAUCUGUGCCCCUGUCCCUUUGGGUCAGCUGGUAGUGUGGGCAUGCGCCUGACUUCCAGCCUGGUUCAUGUCCAGCAGGUUCGCUCUGUACCUGUAGUGCCCCCUAAACCACAGUUUGCCAAGGUGCCCAGUACAAUGUGUAGCAAAAUCCACGUGGCACCUGCAAACCCAUGUCCAAGGCCUGGGCGGCUUGAUGGGAUUCCUGGAGAGAGGGCAUGGGUGUCCCGAGCUUCCCGAGCUUCUUGGAGGAAUGGGGGCAGUCUUUCCUUUGAUGCUGCUGUGGCACUGGCCCGGGACCGCCAGAGGACAGAGGCUCAGGGAGUUCGGCGGACCCAGACCUGCACUGGGGGUGGGGACUACAGCCUCAUCCACAGAACCUCCCCGUGUCACACCAUCCCUGCCUAUUCACCUCGGCCCCUUAGCUGCCUGGAGCUCCCGCCUGAAGGUACGGAAGAUUCUGGACCCCGGAGUCGGCUUAGUCUGCCCUCCAGAGAACCCCAGCCUCCUGUCCCCCUGUUGUCCCCUCAACGCAGAUCAUAUGCAUUUGAAACACAAGUGAGCCCUGGGAAAGGAGGACUGUGAUUAGGAACCAUGCACUGGGCAGAGCAGACCAACAAGUUAACCUGGAAUCUCUGGGCUCCCUGACUGGCUGUCCCUUCUGCUUCCCGAGCAGCUGUAGUGUCCCCGUGUACAGGUUUUGGCCCUCCAGCAACUCUUUUUGACUGUGGGAGGCACCAUCUUGGUGGGUUUACUUCAGCUUGCCUCAGACACAAAGCACUCUUAAGAGAUUCUCAAGAAAGUCAGCAAGAUCCUGUUCCCAUGAAGCGUGGUCAUUGACCAAAGGGAACACAAAGAAGACAGAAAACUUAGAGACUUUUCAAAGUGAAGAAUAAGAGGGGGAAUUCCAACCAAGCUCCUUCUCUGAGGCUUCUCUUUGCAGAAGUCCAAGGUAGGGGCGGAGAAUACAAGAUCAGGUCGGAGUUCACGUACAGAAACUUCUAGAACUUCCCAUUCUUGUUCUGUUCUUAGCCCCUUAGAUAUCUUCUGUCCCGCUUAGCUCCAGUUUAGGAGGAACAUGUCCAAGAAGCUCUUUGAAUCCCCAGUGUUUGUUGGAAGGACUGGACCCCAUCCUUUGUCUCUCAUCAUCUUACAGAAGAGAAGUCCCAUACAGAUUGCUCUUUUUCCUUUGGAAUAAUUUCCUCCCAUUUUAGGAGAGGGGAAUGGGAUGACAGAGGACCUAGGAUUGCUUCUCCAUACAGGUGGGGCCACAGGCCCCACUCUAGUAAGGGUGAAUGUUUCAGAAUAAGUUGUAUUUUUACAUUUGAACAGCAUGGUGACUCAUUAAAGUUUUGGGUGAUAAGGAUCAUA